Morus notabilis is the source of this 558-nucleotide messenger RNA. RefSeq lists its product as uncharacterized. Lineage: Eukaryota; Viridiplantae; Streptophyta; Magnoliopsida; Rosales; Moraceae. The transcript has 2 exons. Bases 1 to 558 code for a protein of 185 amino acids. The record is from RefSeq and is a predicted model, not a curated record.
AUGUCUUCUAGCGCAUUAUCAUCAAUACUUAAUAAACACAAUUUAACUGGCGAGAAUUUUACCGAUUGGAAAAGGAACCUAAAGAUCGUCUUAACCUUUGAGAAACUAAAUUUCGUACUGAAUACACCUUGUCCUCCGGAGCCACCUGCUGAUGCUCCUAAUGAGGUUUUCAUAGCGUAUCAACGUUGGAAGAACUCUGACGAUAUGGCUCACUAUUAUAUGAUGGUGAGCAUGUCCACUGUGCUACAAGCACAACAUGAAGAUUACAUAACUACUCGUCAGAUUAUGGAUAAUCUUGAGGACAUGUUCGGUGGCCAAGCCGCUGAAAAACGUCGGGAAGCCCUAAGUAACCUCAUUAACUGCAGACAGAAGGCUGGGUCUUCCAUAAAGGAACAUAUGCUGAAGCUGAGGGUUGCUUAUUACUUUACAUCGUCCUCUGAGUCCAAUGGCACCGGCGGUGUCAAAAACGGUGACUGGAAUAGUGCACAACGGAGAGGAGGCGCGGCGGCCAAAAUGGGCGGCUCCGGCGACGGUGCUCCAGCGAGAAUCGACGGGUGA